AUGAACUCUUCUCUUCCAAAAACCUACAAGGCAAUUCAAUGCCUCAGCCCCAACAGCUCUUGGGAACUUGCCACACUUUCGCUGCGAGCCCCUGCCCCAUCAGAAGUGCUUGUGCGCGUGCACGCGUCUGGAAUCUGCAACUCCGAUCAUUUCAUUAAAGACGGAACCUGGCCUGGAGUUCAAUAUCCACGCGUUCCGGGCCACGAGAUUAUUGGCCGCAUCGCCGACGUGGGUACGGAGCUUCUAAGAACAUCUACAAACAAAGACCGCUUCAGAAUCGGCGCUUUGGUUGGUGUGGGUUGGAAUGGCGGUUAUUGCACCCAGUGCGACCUUUGCCGCAAGGGAGAAUUCUGGACGUGUCGGAAUGUGGAUUAUACUGGCUUCACAAUUGACGGAGGCCACGGCGAGUAUAUGUUCGCACCAUCAUCUGCCAUUAUUCACAUUCCAGAAGAAUUUCUGAGAGGCGCAUCUUAUGCUGAGCUUGCCCCGCUCUGCUGUGCCGGCGCAACUGUUUUUCAUGCCAUAUUGACCUCAAAAUGGUCUCCCGGGGACUUGUGUCUGGUCCAAGGGGUGGGAGGGCUAGGCCACUUGGCAAUCCAGUACGCCAACAAACUUGGAAUGAAGGUUUAUGCCGCCUCGUCGACCUCUUCAAAGCGUGACUUAGCUUUGUCUUUAGGUGCUUUGGAACAUAUUGACUCGAGCAAGAGAGAUGUUGUCGAAUAUGUGCAGUCUCUUGGAGGUGCAAACCUCAUUAUUUGCACUGCGCCACACUCGGACAGUAUCAGCGCAAUUCUUCCGGCUAUUGCGCAGAACGGGGUAAUCACACUAGUCUCCGCUGCUACGGAUGGAAAUAUUCAAGUCCCCAACCUCUUACUCAAUAUCAACCGUGCCACCCUACGUGGCUUUGCUUGCGGUUGUGCAGUGGACGCUGAAAAUUGCUUCAACUACUCUGCCAUCAAUAAGGUGAAGGCAGUGGUCCAGGAGUUUUCAAUUGAGGAGUUCACAGGUGCCUAUGACAGCGCCAUAAGUGGCACUGCAUGCGUACGCAAUGUUAUCGUAUUUCCUUAA
Molecule: messenger RNA, 1068 nt
Organism: Penicillium lagena
Lineage: Eukaryota; Fungi; Ascomycota; Eurotiomycetes; Eurotiales; Aspergillaceae
Exons: 4
Coding region: 1-1068 (355 amino acids)
Molecular function (GO): oxidoreductase activity
Source: RefSeq, a predicted model, not a curated record